AUGAGUCGCCGUGGUGAUUCAGGACAAGAAGGUGUCUUACCAAAAGUUAGCAGAUCGAGUCUCUUAGAUUCAUUUGGUGCAGAGAAAAAAACUGGUAAAUUCCGCAGGAGCACUGUUGGAAUGGUGGCUUUGCAGGAGACCAUAAAAGAAAAACAGGUAAGGUACAGAGAGGCAAGGGAGAAUAGAAGAUUGAAGUUUGAUGAUGCCUAUCGAUACAUUAUUGAUAUUUUGUCUAGAAUGCUGGAGAUGGAAAAAACAGUUGUAGAAGAUUUUAUUUUGGAUUCCUUGACUUUUCAACCAUUUGAUGAUUUCUUCUCCAAAGGAGGUACCAAAUCUAUAGUGUUUUUUUAUCAAGAAGCUGAACCACCAAUAAUCGAAAGUGGAAGAAUUAUUGCUGGAAUUUCUAAAGGAUCCAAAAUGAUGAGAUUAUUUCAGAGUGAUUUAUCUAGUGUGUGCCUUACUGGCCUUUGCUUAUUCUUUGUACGGUACAAAAAUGAUGUUGCAAUCACUGGGAAGAAUAUUCAUGAGGAGAUAUUCUUUUGUAUUUUGGAUUGUACUGAUGGAAUUCUCACUGGUGCUGUGAAAAUGCUUGGAAAUAUUUUUAUCCAUGCUAUUUCUGUAUCUGACAAAUGGGGAGCACUGAACCAAUCAAUACAUGGACACAGAGAGAAGAAAGCUUUCAAAGAAAUUAUUCGCAGUUACAUCACAUUCCUAAAUGGCUCACUAACAAGUCUUGAAAAAGCUGUAGUCCUGAAAAGUGAAACUGUUGAUCUUUCCCAACUGCGCUCAUUUGAACAAGUGACAGCUGCAGUAUCCAAUCCGGAAAUGAUUCUACAGCUUGAAAAUCUACUUUUGUUGUGGCACAAUCAACUAGAACAGGUGCUGGCACAAAGCAAUCAAGUGAGAAAAGAAGCUGAAGAUUCAGGUCCACUGACUGAACUCGAACACUGGAAAUGCACAUCAGCAGAAUUCAAUUCUAUCAUCGAGCAGCUUAAGGGACAACAUUGCAAGGCAGUAAUCAAUGUGUUAAACGCAAGCCACUCAAAAAUGUUAAAGAUGUGGCUAGAGUUGGAUUCUCAAAUCACUGAUGCAGCUAAUGAAGCAAAGGACAAUGUGAAGUUCCUGCAGGCAUUGGAGAAAGUUUGUCAGCCACUCUACAAUUCUGAUCCGGUCACUAUGACAAGAGGUGUUCCAAAUUUGAUAAAUACCAUUCAAAUGAUCCACAAUGUGUCACGGUACUACAACACCUCACAACAGAUGACUUCUCUCUUUAUUAAGAUCACAAAUCAAAUGGUUACAGCCUGUAAGGAAUACAUCACUGAAGAUGGUACUGCUCGUGUAUGGGACCAGGAUUCAGAAGUCGUUAUUAAUAAGAUGCAGGAAUGUAAGAAAUUGUUAGUGGAAUAUCGCAAGUACUUCCAGAACACAAAGAAAUAUACAACUGAGACAGCACAAGAUAAUCCAUUUGAUGUGUCAGAGAUGUACAUAUUUGGUAAACUUGAAGUUUUCUGCAAAAGACUAGCAAAGAUCACAGAAAUGGUUGAAGCAGUGAAAACCUUUUCUGCAUUACACAAUUCGACAAUUGAAGGAAUCGAGAUUCUGGCAAUAAAAUUUCAGAAUAUCUAUCUAAAUUUGAAGAAGAGUCACUAUGAUAUUCUGGAUCCUCGGAAGAAAGAGUUCAAUUCAGACUAUGCUGUAUUCAUGAAACAAAUGUUUGAUUUAGAGAACUUGCUUAAUGACUUCAUGAGUAACUCCUUUGCUCAAAUUAUUUCUUCACGGCAUUCUUUACAACUUCUAAAAAGAUUUCAGAGUUUGAAUAUACCAUCCCUUGAGUCAGAGAUUGAAGUUAUAGUUGAACGUAUUAUCCAGCACUAUGCAGGAGAGUUAAUGUUUGUAAAUAAGCACUAUCAACUUCAUAAAGAGGACCCACCACUUGCAAGAAACAUGCCUCCUGUAGCUGGAAAGAUACUGUGGAUUAGACAGCUCUUCACACGCAUUCAUGAGCCCAUUGACUAUUUCUAUAAAAGUUCUCAGAUUCUCAAAAGCCCACAGGGUAUGUCCAUUGUGCGAAAGUACAACAAAAUUGCUUAUGUACUGGUAAAGUUUGAAACUUUGUACCAUAAGGCUUGGAUAAAAGAAAUUUCAGCCAUUGAAUACAUGCUGCAAUCAACUCUUUUGAUACGAGAUCCAGAGACUGGAAAACUCUAUUCGAACUUUGAUCACAGAAUUCUUGAGAUGCUUCGAGAGUCUAAAUGCAUGUUAAAGAUGGGUUUGGAGGUUCCAGAGAUAGCCAAAUGUCUGCUAAAAAUUGAAAAUACAUUAAAAUCUAACUGUAAUAAAUUGGAGUCUGCUCUUCAUGCAUUUGAAACUGUGCGCCAAGGAAUUCCUUCUGAGUUUAUUGCAUUGAUGACACCUAAAGUUAACAAGAUUGAGUCUAUUCUGAGACAAGGAGUCACGUUACUGAACUGGUCUUCUCUAACACUUGACCAGUUCUUUUCUGAUGCGAAUGUAGCCUUAAAUGAGUUGAUUACGUUGUUAAAGACACUAAUUGACUUACGUGAAAUUCAUAUCGAUGAAGUAUUAUAUGAAAUAGCCCAAAAGAUUAUGAUCAACUUGCCAGAAGAUCAUACCUUAACUUUGGAAAACAUGGUUGCAUACAAUGAGAUUAGCUGCAAAGAUUGGGCAGAAAUAUUAGUUCCAAAAGCUGGAUAUAUUGAAAACACUGUGAACAAAUUGGUGGAUAUAUUUAUUGAAAUCUCUGAAACAGUUAAAGAUGUCGUAAAAUCUGAUGUUGAACCUGAGCGUCGACGAGUUGCAUUUACAGAAGUCCCACAAGAAGAAAAUGCACCUUUCAGGAUUCCCAGCAAAAUUAAAGAUGAUAGCCAACAGAUCAAAAAAUAUGAGGAGCUUGAAAAGGAUAUUAAGGAACUUUAUGCAUAUUUUAGCCAUCAAUUGCUGGAUGCUUUAGUGAAAUCUACACAUCUGUCACUGGAAAUUUUCAAACGAAGAGUUUUCAAAAGAGGACUUUAUGGUUAUUCCAACAAUGUUGAAGAGUUUGCUCCUUUUAUGAAGGCUGAAGUGCGCUUGGCAAUUCCAAAUGUGGUUAUGUUACCAAAUCUGGAUGACAUUCAACAUGGUAUAAACCGAACUAUCCAGAUGAUUUUGGAAGUGAGCCGUAAGGUGCAACACUGGAGGCAUUCAAAAAGUCGUUUAGAAAGUGUUUAUGAAGCCCAGAAUGCAGUUGAAAUAAAUGAAAGCAGGAAUUUAAGAAAGCCGAAGAAUUUUUAUCACAAUGUAGCGGAACAUAAAGAUGUAACCAAAUUAGUCGCAAUGCUGUCUACUUCUGUCAACACCACCAGGGAUGCAGUCGUGAGAGCACUAGAACAAUUUCAAAGAUUCAAUCAGCUAUGGUUACAAGACAGGGAUAUGACAAUUAAGAAAUUUAUGGACAGUAAUCCCAGUCUUUAUGAACUUCGAGCCAAAAUAGAGUACUAUGCUGGUUUUGAACGAGAAAUUGAGGAACUCAGCUCCACCAUUACAGUGGACUUUAUUGAACUGAAUACAGAACCCAUAAAAAUGGCUCUUUCAGUGGAAGGCAAGGCUUGGAAAAUGGCACUUUGUCGGUUUUUGAAUGAGCAGUACAAGGAAAAAAUGGCAGCAAUAACAGCAUUUAUUUCUGAAGAAAUGAAGAAUUUGGCUCGGCCUAUUCAAGAUCUGGAUGAUGUUAGAUUUGCCAUGGAGUCCUUGUCGCAAAUACGAAAUAAUGAGAUACAGAUGGAUAUGACUUUGGGCCCCAUUGAGGAAGCAUACAGCAUCCUGAAUAAGUAUGGAAUGGAGAUUUCAAAGGAGGAAACAGAAGGAGUUGAUACUCUUCGGUACUUUUUCAAUAAAUUACAAGUCAAAGCUAGAAAUGUGCAAGAUGAACUGGUGCAAGUCCAACCCAAAUUUAAGGCUAACCUGCUGGAGUCAGUGGAUGUUUUUCAGAAAGAAGUGCUCAAAUAUGGGAGACAAUAUGAGAAAGAAGGCCCAAUGGUUCCAGGUAUUGCACCUGCAGAAGCCAGCACCAGAUUGCAGAUCUUUCAGAGUUGGUUUGAUGAGUUAUGGCGGAAGUUUGUGACAUACUCUUCAGGAGAGCGUUUAUUUGGUUUGCCAGUACAAGAUUAUGAAAUACUGCAGAGAAACAAGAAAGAGCUGAGUCUAUUGCAGAAAUUGUAUAGUCUGUAUGAUGCUGUGAUGAAUAAUAUUAAUGGUUAUUAUGAUGUGUUGUGGACUGAGCUGGACAUUGAGAAAAUUAACGCUGAACUGCUGGACUUUCAAAACAGGUGUCGUAGGUUGCCCAAAGGCUUGAAGGAAUGGCAAGCAUUUUUGGAUCUGAAGAAGAAAAUCGAUGACUUCAGUGAAUCAUGUCCACUCUUGGAAAUGAUGUCGAAUAAGUCAAUGCAGCUAAGACACUGGAACCGGAUUUCUGCAGUAACAGGGCACAAAUUUAAUGUGACAUCAGAAACAUUCUCUCUGAAAAAUGUCAUGGAUGCUCCACUGCUUCAAUUUAAAGAUGAUAUUGAGGAUAUCUGCAUAUCCUCUGUGAAAGAGAAGGACAUUGAGGCAAAAUUAUAUCAAGUGAUGCAGACCUGGACCAGUCAGACCCUCAGUUUUUCUUCAUUUAAGAAUCGAGGCGAGCUCUUGCUAAAAGGACUGGAGACAGCAGAAAUUAUAAUGUUGAUGGAGGACAGUUUAAUGAUACUGAGUUCUUUGCUCAGUAACAGGUAUAAUGCUUACUAUAAAAAAGAUAUUCAACUCUGGGUCCACAAUCUGACAGUAUGCACAACUAUAAUAGAACAGUGGCUCUUAGUACAAAAUCUGUGGAUUUAUCUGGAGGCUGUUUUUGUUGGAGGGGAUAUUGCUAAACAACUGCCACAGGAAGCAAAACGAUUUCAAAAUGUUGAUAAAUCGUGGAUAAAAAUUAUGCAGCGAGCUCAUGAAAUUCCAAUCGUUGUCCAGUGCUGUGUCGGUGAUGACAUUAUGGGACAGCUUCUGCCUCACUUACAGGAACAACUAGAGGUCUGCCAGAAAUCCUUAACAGGGUAUUUGGAAAAGAAGAGAUUGUUAUUUCCUCGAUUCUUCUUUGUUUCCGAUCCAGCUUUGCUGGAAAUCCUGGGACAAGCUAGUGAUUCACAUACCAUCCAGGCCCACUUAGCAGGAAUAUUUGAUAAUGUAAAUGAGGCAGUCUUCCACCCAAAGGAGUACGAUACCAUUCUGGCUGUCACUUCAAGAGAAGGAGAAAAAAUUCACCUGGAUAAUCCAGUGAUUGCAAAAGGCCCCGUGGAGCUAUGGUUAAGUGAUUUAUUGCGUGUGCAGCAAGCAUCAUUGCAUACUGUGAUUAAAUUAGCAUAUUACAGCUUCAGUGAACCAGAUUUCCAGCUCAUUCCUUUCCUUUAUGAGGCUCCAGGCCAGGUAGGAAUUCUAGCAAUCCAGAUAUUGUGGACAAGGGACUCUGAAGAUGCACUUCGAUUGGCAAAAGACAGCAAAAAGAUUAUGCAGUCGACUAAUCAGAAAUUCCUAGAGCUGCUGAACUCUCUUAUUGCCCAAACAACACAUGACCUGACUAAAUUUCAGAGAAUCCAGUUUGAAACUCUUGUUACCAUUCAUGUUCACCAACGGGAUAUAUUUGAUGACUUGGUAAAAAUGCAUAUCAGAACAGUAAGUGAUUUUGAAUGGUUGAAACAAAGUCGAUUUUAUUUCAAUGAUGACACACAAGAAAUAAAAGUGGGGAUCACUGAUGUGGAAUUUAUCUAUCAGAAUGAAUUUCUGGGCUGCACAGAUCGACUUGUAAUCACACCUUUGACAGACAGGUGCUAUAUCACUCUAGCUCAGGCUUUGUGGAUGAAUAUGGGAGCAGCUCCUGCAGGACCUGCUGGUACAGGCAAAACGGAGACUGUGAAGGACAUGGGCAAAGCUCUUGGAAAAUAUGUAGUUGUGUUUAAUUGUUCUGAUCAAAUGGAUUUCAGAGGAUUAGGAAGAAUCUACAAAGGUUUGGCACAAUCUGGUUCCUGGGGCUGCUUUGACGAAUUUAAUCGAAUUGAGCUGCCAGUUUUAUCUGUCGCAGCUCAACAGAUUUAUAUUAUUCUUAUGGCAAGAAAAGAAAGAAAGAAACAAUUUAUCUUCACUGAUGGAGAUAACGUGUCAUUGAAUCCAGAGUUUGGUAUUUUUAUCACAAUGAAUCCUGGGUAUGCAGGACGCCAAGAACUGCCAGAAAAUCUAAAAAUUCAAUUUAGGACAGUAGCCAUGAUGGUACCAGACAGACAGAUUAUUAUAAGGGUCAAGCUUGCUAGCGUCGGAUUUUUGGAUAAUGUAUUGCUGGCUCAGAAAUUCUUCGUACUUUACAAGCUCUGUGAAGAGCAACUGACAAAGCAGGUCCAUUAUGACUUUGGCUUGAGAAACAUUCUUUCUGUUUUGAGGACCCUAGGAGCUCAGAAGAGAGCACGACCAGAAGAUAGUGAACAAACAAUUGUCAUGAGAGUUUUGAGAGACAUGAAUCUGUCCAAACUGGUGGAUGAAGAUGAGCCACUUUUCCUCAGCCUGAUCAGUGAUUUGUUCCCUGGUAUACAAUUGGAUAGUAGCACCUAUGUGGAACUGCAGGCUGCUGUAGCCAAUCAGGUGGAAAUAGCUGGGUUAGUUAAUCACCCACCCUGGAAUCUCAAACUUGUUCAGCUGUAUGAAACAGCCAGGGUCCGUCAUGGGCUGAUGACAUUGGGACCCAGUGGCUCUGGGAAGACUUGUGUAAUUCGUAUUCUCAUGCAGUCACUGACUGAAUGUGGAGCUCCUCAUCGGGAAAUGCGUAUGAAUCCUAAGGCUAUCACUGCUCCACAGAUGUUUGGGCGACUGGAUCCUGCAACAAAUGACUGGACUGAUGGAAUCUUCUCAACACUUUGGAGGAAAUCUAUCAAGUCAAAAAAAGGUGAUAAUAUCUGGAUAAUUCUAGAUGGUCCAGUGGAUGCUAUUUGGAUAGAAAAUCUAAAUUCUGUACUGGAUGAUAACAAGACAUUAACUUUGGCUAAUGGUGACCGUAUUCCCAUGGCUCCUUCCUGCAAACUGCUGUUUGAGGUACACAACAUUGAGAAUGCAUCUCCAGCCACGGUGUCCAGAAUGGGAAUGGUCUACAUUAGCUCUUCUGCUCUCAGCUGGAAACCAAUUUUGAAGGCUUGGUUGAACAAACGCAUUCCUUGGGAGGCAGAGAUUCUACAAAGCUUGUAUGAUGCUUCCUUUGAAGAUUCUUAUCAGUACAUGAAAUUAAAUCUCCAUCCAGUUAUGGAGCUGCUUGAGUGUAACUACAUUGUGCAGUCCAUAAAUCUGCUCGAAGGUUUAUUGGAAGUUGGAGUGAAUGUUAAUGAAGUACAACUUAGACGGCUCUUUGUAUUUGGGCUCAUGUGGAGUGUUGGUGCCCUGUUGGAACUAGACAGUCGAGCUAAACUUGAGAAAUUCCUCCAAACACACAACAGCAAAUUGGAUCUACCUGCCAUUCCAGCAGGUAGCCCUGAGACCAUGUUUGAAUUUCUUGUCAAUCAGCAAGGCGAAUGGGAGAACUGGAAAAUCUGGGUACAGGAGUAUUCCUAUCCACCUGACAGUGAGCCAGACUAUACAUCAAUCCUUGUGCCAAAUGUUGACAAUGUCAGGACCAACUUUCUACUGCAUAUCAUAGCUAAACAAAACAAGGCAGUACUUCUGACUGGAGAGCAGGGAACAGCAAAAACAGUCAUGAUUAAAGGCUAUCUGAAGAAAUAUGAUCCAGAAGAGCACUUGUCCAAAAGUUUGAAUUUUUCUUCUGCCACAGAACCCUAUAUGUUUCAGCGAACAGUUGAAAGUUACGUGGAAAAACGUGUGGGGAGCACAUAUGGACCUCCAAGUGGACGAAAAAUGACAAUAUUUGUUGAUGAUAUCAACAUGCCUGUUAUUAAUGAGUGGGGAGAUCAGAUCACUAAUGAAAUAGUGCGUCAGAUGAUAGAAAUGCAUGGAAUGUACAAUUUGGAUAAACCAGGAGACUUUACAAAAAUUAUUGAUGUGCAACUAAUGGCUGCAAUGAUCCACCCAGGAGGGGGACGCAAUGAUAUUCCACAACGGUUAAAGAGGCAGUUCACUGUCUUCAACUGUACAUUACCCACCAAUGCUUCAAUUGACAAAAUCUUUGGAAUUAUUGGAAACGGAUACUUUCAAUCUUCCAGAAACUUUACUCCUUCAAUCAGUGAAAUGAUAUCAAAACUUGUUCCUGCAAGCAGAGUCCUUUGGCAAUGGACAAAGGUGAAAAUGCUGCCUACUCCAGCUAAAUUUCAUUACAUCUUCAAUCUGAGGGACCUAUCUCGCAUUUGGCAAGGAAUGUUGAACAUCAUGGCUGAGGAAUGUUUCAAUUUGGAGACACUCCUAGCUUUGUUCAAACAUGAAUGUACCAGGGUUAUUGCAGACAGAUUUAUAAGCGAAGAGGACAGAUAUUGGUUUGAAAAUGCAGUGACACGUACUGUUGAAGAUAAUAUUGGAAAACAACUGGCAGAAAAGCUUCACAAAGAGCCGUACUUUGUUGAUUUUCUUCGUGACCUUCCAGAGCCAACUGGCGAUGAGCCUGAAGAUUUUGUAUUUGUUGUCCCAAAAGUCUAUGAAAUGAUCCCAAGCUAUGAAUUCCUGACUGAAAAAUUACAGUUUUACCAGAGGCAACAUAAUGAAGGAGUCCGGUCAGGUUUUCUUGAUCUUGUGUUCUUCAAGGAUGCGAUGACACACAUUAUGAAAAUAUCGCGGAUAAUCCGUACAGAUUGUGGAAAUGCUUUGCUGGUAGGCGUUGGUGGUUCUGGAAAACAAAGCUUUACAAAACUUGCAUCCUAUAUUGCUGGAUAUAAAAUAUUUCAGAUAACUUUAACAAGAGCGUACAAUGUUGGCAAUCUAAUGGAUGACUUGAAGAUAUUGUACAGAACAGCUGGGGCAGAAGGCAAAGGAAUCACUUUUAUAUUCACCGAUAAUGAAAUCAAGGAAGAGUCCUUUCUUGAGUAUCUCAACAAUGUACUUUCUUCAGGAGAGGUGUCUAACUUAUUUGCUCGGGAUGAACUCGAUGAGAUUACUCAAUCGCUGAUUGCACCGAUGAAGAAAGAAGCAUCUCGCGUUCCACCCACUUUUGACAAUUUAUAUGAAUACUUUAUAAAAAGAGCCAGGAAAAAUCUUCAUGUCGUCCUCUGUUUCUCUCCCGUUGGUGAAAAGUUUCGAUCACGUGCACUGAAGUUCCCCGGUCUGAUCUCUGGUUGCACAAUGGAUUGGUUCAGUCGCUGGCCCAGAGAGGCAUUGGUGGCUGUCUCAAACUAUUUCCUUUCGGGUUUUUACAUCGCCUGCUCAGCCGAGGUCAAAACCCAACUGGUAGCAACAAUGGGUUUGUUUCAUGACAGGGUUUAUCAAACAUGUGAAGACUAUUUUCAGAGAUAUCGGCGAAGAACGCAUAUAACUCCCAAAUCCUAUCUUGCCUUUAUAAACAGCUACAAAACUAUCUACAAAGAGAAACAUGCAAACAUCAAUGAUCUAGCAGAGCACAUGCAAAUGGGUCUUUCCAAGCUCAUGGAGGCAACUGAAUCAGUAGCGCUUCUCGCAAAAGAACUAGCAGGAAAAGAAAAGGAACUAGCAGUGGCUUCCCGUAAUGCUGAUAAGGUACUUGGGGAGGUGACAAUUAGUGCACAAGCGGCAGAGAUAGUUAAGAAUGAAGUCCUGAUCGUGAAAAAUAAGGCCCAAAAAAUUGUGGAAGAAAUUGAAGCAGACAAAAAUAUUGCAGAGGGCAAAUUAAUUGCAGCAAAGCCAGCAUUAGAAGCUGCAGAGGCUGCUCUGAAUACAAUAAAACCUGCUGACAUUUCCACUGUGAGGAAGUUAGCCAAACCACCUCACCUGAUUAUGAGGAUUCUUGACUGUGUGCUCGUUCUCUUCCAAAAAAAAAUGGAUGCAGUCACCAUGGACCCUGAAAGACCCUGUCUCAAACCAUCCUGGGGCGAGUCUUUGAAGUUGUUGAGUGGCACUGGCUUUCUCCAGGCCCUGCAGCAGUUUCCAAAGGACACCAUCAAUGAUGAAACAGUAGAACUUCUCCAGCCAUAUUUCAUGAUGGAAGAUUAUACAUUUGAACAUGCUAAGAAAGUUUGUGGGAAUGUCGCUGGUUUGUUAUCCUGGACUCAAGCAAUGGCUUCUUUCUUUGCUAUCAAUAAAGAGGUGCUGCCACUCAAGGCUAAUUUGGCAGUACAAGAAAACCGCCUCCAAAGGGCCAUGAAGGAGUUAGGAAGUGCCCAGGCACAGCUGGAUGAGAAGCAAGCUGAGCUUGACAAGGUACAGGCCAAGUUUGAUGCUGCCAUGAAGGAGAAAAUGGACCUAUUGGAAGAUGCAGAAACAUGUAGAAGAAAGAUGGAAGCAGCAUCAGCACUCAUUGAUGGUCUGAGUGGGGAGAAAAUCAGAUGGACAGAGCAAUGCAAGGAGUUUAAAGCACAAAUCAACAGGUUGGUGGGAGAUGUGCUAUUGGCUACUGGUUUUCUUUCGUAUAGUGGUCCCUUCAAUCAAACAUUCAGAGAUAUAUUACUGAAAGUAAUCUGGGAAGCAGAGCUCCAGAAGAAGAGGAUUCCAUAUACGGAUAGUUUAAACAUUAUAGCCUUCUUGGUGGACCAGGCUAUGAUUGGUGAAUGGAGCCUACAAGGAUUACCAAGUGAUGACCUGUCAGUUCAGAAUGGCAUCAUUGUUACCAAAGCAACCAGGUAUCCACUUCUCAUUGACCCUCAAACACAGGGUAAAACCUGGAUCAAAAAGAAGGAGAAACAUAAUGAACUGCAGGUAACAUCGCUCAAUCACAAGUAUUUCCGGAAUCACCUGGAGGAUGCUCUUUCACUUGGACGUCCUCUGCUAUUGGAAGAUGUGCAGGAAGAAUUGGAUCCUGCACUGGACAAUGUGCUGGAGAAAAAUUUCAUCAAAUCUGGGACCACAUUCAAGGUGAAAGUGGGUGAUAAAGAAACUGAUGUCAUGGCUGGUUUCAUGUUCUACAUUACUACAAAACUUCCAAACCCAGCCUACACUCCGGAAAUUAGUGCCAAGACAUCCAUCAUUGACUUCACCGUAACCAUUAAAGGUCUUGAGAACCAGUUGCUUGGACGUGUGAUCCUUACUGAGAAACAGGAGCUGGAAGCAGAGCGUGUACAACUGAUCGAGGAAGUCACUGCCAAUAAACGCAAAAUGAAAGAGUUAGAAAAUAACCUACUAUUUAAGCUCAGCACCACCAAAGGUUCACUGGUGGAUGAUGAGUCUUUGAUUGGAGUCCUUCAGAUAACAAAGACAACAGCAACUGAAGUAAGUGAGAAGCUGCAUGUAGCAGCAGAGACAGAAGUAAAGAUUAACACUGCACAGGAAGAGUACCGACCAGCAGCUACUCGUGGAAGUAUUCUCUACUUCCUUAUCACUGAAAUGAGCAUGGUUAAUAUGAUGUACCAGACCUCACUUGCACAAUUUCUGAAAUUAUUUGACCUCUCCAUGGCAAGAUCUAAGAAGUCACCUGUUGCUGCAAAGCGAAUCCGAAGCAUUAUUGACUACUUGACCUUUGAAGUUUUUAAAUAUUCAGUGCGAGGUCUUUACGAAACUCACAAGUUCCUUUUCACUUUAUUGCUGCCUCUGAAAGUUAACCUAGAGCGAGGAUUCAUCAAGUAUAAUGAAUUUCAGACUCUUAUAAAAGGUGGUGCAGCCCUUGACCUGAAAGCCAGUCCUCAGAAACCUUUCCGCUGGAUCCUUGAUAUGACUUGGCUGAAUUUGGUGGAGCUGAGCAAACUCUCUCAGUUUUCAGAGAUAUUGACUCAGAUAUCGAAGAAUGAAAAGGCUUGGAAAGUCUGGUUUGACGCUGAAGCUCCGGAAGAGGAGAUUAUUCCUAAUGGAUAUAGUGACUCUUUAGAUGCAUUCUGCAAGCUGCUGCUUAUCAGGUCUUGGUGUCCGGACAGAAUUCUGUCUCAAGCUCGAAACUACAUUUCUGAGGCAAUGGAAGCAAAAUACGCAGAGCCAGUGAUUCUAAACCUGGAGACAACCUGGGAAGAAAGUGAUACACAAACUCCUCUGAUCUGUUUCCUAUCCAUGGGAUCUGAUCCCAGCAAUCAGAUUGAAGCGUUGGCCAAAAAACUUGAAAUUAGUUGCAGGGCAAUAUCAAUGGGUCAGGGACAAGAAGUUCAUGCCAGAAAGUUAGUGGCUAUGUCAAUGCAUGAGGGUGGAUGGGUUCUACUACAGAACUGCCAUUUGGGAUUGCCUUUCAUGGAUGAGCUGCUGGAAAUCUUAUUACAAAGUGAGAAUGUGCAUGACUCUUUCCGAGUGUGGAUAACUACUGAGCCACAUCCGAAAUUCCCGAUCACACUGCUCCAGACAUCCAUCAAGUAUACUAAUGAGCCCCCUCAGGGAGUGAGGGCAGGACUGAAAAGGACAUUCACUGGAAUCACUCAAGACCAAAUAGAAUAUUCAAAUCUACCCAUGUGGAAACCAUUAUUGUAUGCAGUUGCUUUCCUACACACCACAGUCCAGGAACGGCGCAAGUUUGGUCCUCUGGGAUGGUGUAUUCCAUAUGAGUUCAACUCUUCAGAUUUCACAGCCAGUAUCCAGUUCAUACAGAACCAUCUUGAUGAUUGUGAUAAAAAGAAGGGUGUGUCAUGGAAUACUAUACGUUACAUGCUUGGAGAGGUUCAGUAUGGAGGGCGUGUCACAGACGACUAUGAUAAACGUCUCCUCAACUGUUUUUGCAAGGUGUGGUUCAGUGAGAAGAUGUUUGAUUCCAAGUUCAGUUUUUAUACUGAUUACAUCAUCCCAAUCUGUACCAGUGUGGAAUCCUAUUUAGAGUAUAUUCAGACAUUACCCGCUGUUGACACCCCUCAGGUGUUUGGCCUACACCCAAAUGCUGACAUCACGUACCAGAGUAAUACUGCAGCUGAAAUUCUCAACACAAUCACCAAUAUUCAGCCAAAAGAAACUUCUGGAGGAGGAGGAGAGACUCGAGAAGCCACUGUCUUUAAGCUGGCUGACAGUAUGCUGCUAAAGCUGCCCCCUGAUUACUUGGCACAUGAGGUGAAAGGUCGCCUCAUAAAAAUGGGAAUAUUGAAUUCCAUGAACAUUUUUCUGCGCCAAGAAAUUGAUCGAAUGCAGAAGGUUAUUACGAUGCUCCGAAACUGUCUGAAUGACUUAAAGCUGGCCAUAGAGGGGACCAUCAUCAUGAGCGAGAAUUUAACAGAUGCCUUAGAUAACAUGUAUAAUGCCCGAGUGCCUGUGGUUUGGAAGAGGAUUUCCUGGGAUUCUGCUACACUGGGAUUUUGGUUCACAGAAUUCCUAGAGAGAAAUGCACAGUUUUCCUCCUGGAUAUUUGAGGGAAGGCCAAAUGUAUUUUGGAUGACAGGAUUCUUUAAUCCCCAGGGAUUCCUAACAGCUAUGAGACAGGAAGUCACACGUGCACAUAAAGGCUGGGCACUGGACAGUGUCACUCUACAUAACGAAGUAACAAAACUGAUGAAGGACGAGAUCAAAAUACCACCCCCGGAGGGAGUGUAUAUCUAUGGCCUUUACCUGGAUGGAGCAGGUUGGGAUCGGAGAAAUAUUCGACUGACUGAAUCAACUGCCAAGGUUCUCUUUACAAUGGUACCUGUCAUUUAUAUAUUUGCCAUCAAUUCCACCGCACCCAAGGAUCCAAAACUGUAUAUCUGUCCAGUUUACAAGAAACCACAACGUACAGACCUGACGUUUAUAACUGCCCUCUGUCUGAAAACAGUCCAGCCACCUGACCACUGGAUCCUGAGAGGGGCAGCUCUGCUCUGUGAUAUCAAGUAA
Hemiscyllium ocellatum (epaulette shark) is the source of this 13833-nucleotide messenger RNA. RefSeq names its product dynein axonemal heavy chain 8-like. Gene Ontology annotation, molecular function: ATP hydrolysis activity; minus-end-directed microtubule motor activity; dynein intermediate chain binding. Gene Ontology annotation, cellular component: dynein complex. Bases 1 to 13833 code for a protein of 4610 amino acids. NCBI's taxonomy places the organism in Eukaryota, Metazoa, Chordata, Chondrichthyes, Orectolobiformes, Hemiscylliidae. The record is from RefSeq and is a predicted model, not a curated record. The transcript is spliced from 92 exons. Gene Ontology annotation, biological process: microtubule-based movement.